CUGGUCGGUUUACAAUCGGGUCACACACACUGACCACUGACCAGUCUUUAUAUAAAGAGAGGCGAUUGUGCUGUUUCUUAAGAACCAACCGAUUAAAUUUCUUGAAAAAAAGUCUGAUCUGAUCGAUCAAUUUGCUUCGUUUUUAGUUGUUUUUUGAUCUUCUUGUGAAAUUGUAUGGCCGCCAAUUCGAAGAGUACUCAAGGGAUCGCUAUCUUGGGAAGGCGAGUUGCUAAGCAGAUCUGGACCGUUCAUUCUUCUCGCCGUGCUUCUGCUUCUUCUUCAGCUGCUAGGAGGGCAGCACACACAUCUGCAUACGACAAGAACCCUGACGAUCAAUUGCGUCCAAGUGCAGUCCCAGAAGAUGUGAUCGACCCCCAAUCCGACAAGUAUUGGGCACCACACCCUCAAACUGGUGUUUUUGGGCCUGUCACCGAGAAAGGCGGAGAGGGUGGCUUCUCCACCUCACCUGACAGCAGCGGACAGGGUAUACUGGAGGAGAAGGCCUGGUUCCGUCCUACCAGUCUCGAGGACUUGGAGAAGCCCCACCACGUCUGAGACCAUAUGUAUAUACAGUAUUCCCAAUAAAUGGUGUGAAACGUUACGAAUUGACUUACUAGCUUAAUGUGGAUCAGAUAAAACUGCAGAAUUAGUGUUUGGUUGCCGUCGUGACAACUAUAGUUACGUACGUACGCGAACUAUUAUUUGUUCAAUCGGUGUUAUGCGAUGGGUGAUGUAUGGAUGGUUUUUGGAUUAUGUAUUGAUAAGUUUGUUUGUGA
This is a messenger RNA of Mercurialis annua (annual mercury), 776 nucleotides long. RefSeq names its product late embryogenesis abundant protein At5g17165. The record is from RefSeq and is a predicted model, not a curated record. The transcript is spliced from 2 exons. NCBI's taxonomy places the organism in Eukaryota, Viridiplantae, Streptophyta, Magnoliopsida, Malpighiales, Euphorbiaceae. Bases 175 to 555 code for a protein of 126 amino acids.